AUGGUACUCUCACGCUCGAGCUACUACGACAACCGCAACCGCCAGUCAGCCGCCCUGAUCCGGGCCCGGCGGCCGUACUUGGUCAAGAACGCUGUGGUUGGGCUCAGUAUCUCCGCCUUUGCCAUUGGUAUCUGUACGGCCGCCCCCCGCCUUCCCGCCUUACAGCUUGUAGCUUCUCCCAGCUCCGGUUGA
Molecule: messenger RNA, 192 nt
Organism: Chaetomium globosum CBS 148.51
Lineage: Eukaryota; Fungi; Ascomycota; Sordariomycetes; Sordariales; Chaetomiaceae
Exons: 2
Coding region: 1-192 (63 amino acids)
Source: RefSeq, a predicted model, not a curated record